AUGACCUCCGAAGACUCCAAAGAAGCUGCGGCGGAUUUGACUGCAGACUUCAAGUCUUUCCAAGACCAAGUUCAGAAAGCCCUCGUCAAUGCAACGAGAACAGCAGGCCGCGUUGCGAAUGAGGAUCUGGGCUUCCACCGCUCGUCCAGCGAGAAACUGUCCCGCGCUCUUGAUCGUCAAAAUGCUCAUCUCUUGCGUCUCACGAACAAGUUGCUCAAGGCUGCCACUACAGAUACGAGUAUCAAACCUCCAACUCUCCAGAGUCCAGAUGGGAUUGACGACAAUUGGCGGCGAGUUGUGGAUAUAGUAGAUGAUCUACUGGAAAAGGCAGACUCUGCUCUGGACGAAGUCUCUGGAGUUAUAAAGCGCCAUAGUCCGAGUUUGAAGGAGGGAGAUUUGCCAUCACAAAAUGCAAAGCUCGUCAGAGAUCGUUUUUCUAAUGUGAUGCAAAAGCCACAAGUUCAUUUCGAGAAGAAAGUCAACAACAAUGACACGAAACCUUUCAAGCCUCUCCUCCGCUCCAAGCCUCAUGCGCAAGUGCCUCUUGAGGAGUGCAUGGUGGAGGAAGAAUCUGGGUACAAGCACCCUUAUGCCCCAGAGAUAGAAGACUAUACCUAUCCACCCAGCGUCUACGAGAUUAAGCCACCCAUCCCCUUUCUUCCACCUGAGAACACGGAACCAAUCUAUGUGGAUACCGAAGAAGGCGUGAAAGAAAUGCUAGACGAGCUAAAGCAAGCCUCAGAGAUAGCCAUUGAUUUGGAACAUAAUGAUAUGCGCUCCUUUGUUGGUAUGGUCUGCCUCAUGCAAAUCAGCACAAGAGAGAAAGAUUGGAUUAUCGAUACGCUUAAACCGUGGCGAGAGAAUUUACAGAUGCUGAAUGAGGUAUUUGCGGAUCCUAAAAUCCUCAAGCUCUUUCACGGCUCAAAUAUGGACAUGAUCUGGCUACAGCGAGAUCUCGGUCUGUACGUUGUCGGUCUGUUUGAUACUUUCCACGCUUCCAUGGCUCUACAUUUCGAAGGCAAAAGCCUCAAGUAUCUCUUGCAGCGAUUCGCCAAUUUCGAGGCACAGAAACAGUACCAAGUUGCAGAUUGGCGCGUGCGGCCUCUGCCCAAGGAAUUGUUGGACUAUGCUCGCUCAGAUACCCAUUUCCUUCUUCACAUCUACGACAACGUCAGGAAUAUGUUGGUUGAGGCAUCCACCCCCAACGAAAAUCUGGUCGAUUACGUUCUCCGAGAGUCAAAGAAAGAAUCUCUUCAAGUAUAUGAGCGUCCAUUGUAUGACGCAGAGACUGGACGGGGCUCAUUAGGUUGGCUGAAUCUUCUCUUGCAACGUUCGGUGACCUUUGGGCCAGAACAGUUCAGCGUUUUUCGAGCAGUGCAUGAGUGGCGGGACCGCAAAGCACGAGAGACUGAUGAAGGAUUACAAUUUAUCAUGUCUAAUCAAGUUCUAUUCCAGAUAGCAGAAACCAUGCCGACGUCGGCAUUCAACUUUCAUGCCACGAUUCGUCGCAACACCAAGGCAAUUUCCAAUUACCUUCCGGAGUUGAUCGAGGUUAUCAAGAAGGCCAAAGCCGAGGGAAAGGAAGGGAAGACUGUGCAGGAGGUACUUAAACAUGCCGAAACGGCGUAUGGCAUUUUCCCUCGCAGAGGCCCGAGAUUCCAACCAAGACGAGAACAACAGACUACAUACGACGGUGUAGGUGCGACUCUGAAGCAGCUCGUCGCCACCGCUGCCAAUGAAAGUGUGUCGUCUUCCGCUGUAUUGGCGUUUGACAUUCCUGUUGCCACACGGUCAGCUUCAUCUCACCUUUGGGGCACCAUCACGCCGAAUCAUGAACACGUCGCAACCGAGCCUGCUACUGCCUUCGCUGCUUUGGCGUCUGUUCUUCCGUUACCCACGGUUCAUGCUCCAGAAUUAGUCGCUCAACAGCCAACAGAGCCAGGUCCCGUCGAUAUUUCGCAAACUACAGUUCCUAUCGAAACAGCGCCAAGCCGACUUCUCCAACAAACCAAGUCCAAGGAAAUCUUCACGUUGAAGGAACGCUCACGAUCCAAGAAACGUAAAGCGGGCGAGACUGACACGAUAGAGGAGCAAAUAGCAACUACUUUACCGUCUAUGGCCGACUCCUCCGCUUCCGCUGACCCGGAUCAGGCAGAUGAUCAGGAGGCAGCACAAACUCUUGACCCUGCGUAUGCAGACAAGCGUCUAGCAAAGAAACAGAAGAAGGCAGAGAAAAAGGCCCGGAAGCAGGCAGAAAAGCUAGCUGCGGAACAGGCUGCCCAAGAAAUCAAGCCUUUCGACUACGCUAGUGCAGAGUCCCUUUUGACUUCAACCGCUGAGUCAGGACCGAAGGCCCAACCUACGAAGAAGAUGAAUCCGUUCGCAAAGGCGCUGGAUACCAGUACCGGAGCGAGACGAAACAAGAUGGGCAAAGAGAUGAGCGGGAAGUCUAUGACAUUCAAAUCCUGA
Messenger RNA from Exophiala spinifera, 2469 nucleotides. RefSeq lists its product as uncharacterized. The record is from RefSeq and is a predicted model, not a curated record. The transcript has 2 exons. Gene Ontology annotation, cellular component: nucleolus; nuclear exosome (RNase complex). Gene Ontology annotation, biological process: nuclear polyadenylation-dependent snoRNA catabolic process; histone mRNA catabolic process; exonucleolytic trimming to generate mature 3'-end of 5.8S rRNA from tricistronic rRNA transcript (SSU-rRNA, 5.8S rRNA, LSU-rRNA). Bases 1 to 2469 code for a protein of 822 amino acids. Gene Ontology annotation, molecular function: nucleotide binding; nucleic acid binding; 3'-5'-RNA exonuclease activity. Lineage: Eukaryota; Fungi; Ascomycota; Eurotiomycetes; Chaetothyriales; Herpotrichiellaceae.